GGCACGUGACAACAACACCACGAAAAGGAAAAGAAAUACGGCAAUCUGUGGAUGAUAGGUUACCAAUCUCGUCCAAGAGUCGCAUUGGGCUAUGCCCGAAACCUCGCAUUUCUCUUCCACCCGACGCGACGCAGCUGACAACCUCUUUGCUCAUCAGCAAGUUGCCCACCACCCACCCAGGCCAGGCUGCCUUCCCCUUUCGGAUGGUAGAGGCUCGGUUUGCACUUAUAACCGCCGGGGAGCAGAGAGGCGAAGUGCUCGCCGUCCUGCAGACAUGUAUAUAUGUCCGUAUGUAUGUUGUAUGUAUGUAUGUAUGUAUCAGGCGACGGUUGAAGUUCCGAGGCGCACGAAAUAGGGGUGUGGUUCGGCAUUUGAAGCAAUUUUCACCACGCGGGCGUUCCCACGUACCUGCACACGCCUGCGUACUAAUAUAUAUAUAUAUAGCAAUUUGUGCAUAUGUAUACACAUAUAUACUGACAUCCACCCAAGCAGCACAUGGGCCCCAAAAGGGAGAGGGAGAGGAAGGGGGAGUUAGGGGAGGCAUUCUCCCUUUUCCCGUCCAACUGAUCAAUCGGAUAUUAAUGGGUGCGUCUCGAAGUCGCAGCACGGAUCGACGGUCUUCCAUCGGAAGAAUGUAAUACGCUGUAGGAUAUUCAGGAUAUUCAAUGUGCCUAGUAUUACCGAUGUACAAAUUCAAGACACCGAUGAAGAGAGGGAUUCAUCGGAUUAAUACCAGUACGGAUGUUCUCUAUACCUAUAGGUAAGUACAUUGGUUAUGUACAUGGGUUAUGUACCUAAUGCAGGUAUACACCUAUGCGGACGCAUUAGCAACGUCGAACCGCUGUGCGUUUUGGUGGCGGUUCCUUUCGUGGCCUCGCUGCCUUAAUCGUAAGGCACGCAAGACGAGUUGAAAGGUAAACCU
Messenger RNA from Durotheca rogersii, 922 nucleotides. RefSeq lists its product as uncharacterized. NCBI's taxonomy places the organism in Eukaryota, Fungi, Ascomycota, Sordariomycetes, Xylariales, Xylariaceae. The coding region runs from base 204 to 638 and encodes 144 amino acids. The transcript has a single exon. The record is from RefSeq and is a predicted model, not a curated record.